Molecule: messenger RNA, 1856 nt
Organism: Tigriopus californicus
Lineage: Eukaryota; Metazoa; Arthropoda; Copepoda; Harpacticoida; Harpacticidae
Product: serine/threonine-protein kinase PAK 2-like
Exons: 3
Coding region: 79-1764 (561 amino acids)
Biological process (GO): regulation of MAPK cascade; intracellular signal transduction; protein phosphorylation
Cellular component (GO): cytoplasm
Molecular function (GO): protein serine/threonine kinase activity; ATP binding
Source: RefSeq, a predicted model, not a curated record
CUUCUUAUCAGUAAAUAUGCUGCAUCCUGCGCACCAACUCGAGGUUCUCGCUUAGUGGCCCGAGUAUUAUCUUGAAAUAUGGACUUGUUCUCAAAGAAACAAAAGCAAGUGGGUGUUUCCGAAGACUCGGCACGCCCUCGUAGUCGAACCAUGCCUAAUUUGGUGCGGGACAAGAUCUCGGGACGAUUCUCAAGGACAGAACCACAAUUGGACAUAAGUUUGCCCACCAACUUCACGCACAAGGUUAAAGUCAAAAAACAAUCUGACGGAACGAUUGUAGGUAUGCCCGAAGAAUGGAUGACUUACUUCUUAAAACAAGUGGAAGAAGAUUGCAGGAAUGGCAACUCGGAGGCUGCCGAAGCGGGCGCGAGGGUCCUCAAGUUUUUCCAAGAGUUCUCGAGGGAUGGAUCCAAGCGUCGGGGGAAAGGACCUAUCCCACCAUUACCCCAUGCCCACUGUCCCCCACGGGCUGAGAAGCCCAUGCCACCCACUAUAAAAAAGCCCGAAUCUCCUGCCCACCGCAGUACUUUCUACUUGAACGUCACACCCGCCACGCCUACAUCAAGCCAUCUACCAACAGUUCAAGUUCCUCAAUCGCCGAUGGAGUUCCAAAACAGUGAACAAUAUUUCUCUGUAUUAGAAGACACUGAGGAAUUUGAGUGUCUGCAACUAUCGGAAGCUCAUAAAAGCAUGGCUAACGCUAUAUUAGAGCUGAAGAAAAAUUUCGGAGAGAAGCCCACUAGCUUUAAAAGACAAACCUUCCGAUCCAAACCGCCACAACCACCGAGUGUUUUGGUGGAACUUCGGCCAGAGAGUGGAUCAGGUCAGUUUAACGGCGACAAACCCUUGGGCGCUUAUCGGCAAGUGUCAAAUUUUAAUGACGAAGAAGCCUUGGAGGAGAUGAAGAAGUUGUGCAACCCAAAGACAUUGGAGAAGAUUUACAGCAAAGGUAAGAAGUUGGGCUCCGGUUCUGGAGGCGUGGUGUAUCACGGAGUCCAUGGCCAGACCAGAGAUAAAGUGGCCAUCAAAACAAUCGACUUGAAUUCUGGCGACAAGAAAGUGCAUCUACUGAUGGAGGUUCUUGUCAUGAGGGAACUAGUCCAUCCCAAUUUAGUGUCUUUCCUGGAUAUCUUUGUCACACAAUGGGAACUUUACGUGGUGAUGGAAUACAUGGACGCUGGAGCUUUAACCGACGUGGUUUUAUGUACCAUCCUGAAAGAACCUCAAAUGGCUGCCAUUUGUAAAGAAGUUCUCAAUGGCCUAGGAUAUUUGCACGAACACGACGUGGUUCAUCGUGAUAUCAAGUCCGAUAAUAUAUUACUUUCUCUCAAGGGGGCCGUCAAGAUCACAGAUUUCGGCUUUGCCGCCAACGUCGCGGGAAAUCGUAUGCGUAAAACAUUUGCCGGUACGCCUUAUUGGAUGGCUCCUGAAAUUAUCAAAAAGAACACUUACUCGACCCAAGUCGAUGUCUGGAGCAUGGGAAUCUUGGCCAUUGAAAUGCUGAAUGGAAAUCCUCCUUACAUGAACGAGACGCCCAUUCAGGCCAUGUACCAGAUCUCUCAGAAAGGCCAUCCCCCAAUCAACAACGACAACAUAUCUCAAGACCUUCGAUCCUUUCUAGACGCGUGUCUUCAAUUCCAACCCGAGAAACGAGCGACUGUUCCCGAACUCUUGCAACAUAAAUUUCUAGGCAAGGCCGGACACUUGUCAUCGAUUGUGCCGAAUAUCAAAGCAACCAUACAGAAGAAAAAGGGCUUGAUAUGACUUGAUGCCAAUUAUGAUUUGUCGCUCCUAAAUUUGUACAAGGCUCUAGGAUAUGCUGGAAAUACAUAUGCCAUCUUAAUUGGUUGCCGCUC